AUUAAUUAAUUAAACCAAAAGCCUGGCGUAUCAGCAAUAUGCAUCUACGAAUGCUGUGAGGAUUUCAAGCCACAGCCCACAGAGGCGCCAGGUUCGCGGCCAUCGCCGGCAGCACGACGGGGAACUGCCAAGAGGAAGACGACGAGCCCCUGGGAGGAAGGCGGCACGCCUCACGGAAGGCGGCACGCUUCCCCCGGCCUCUCCCCUUCCUUCCCCGGCCGCCUCAGCACCGCCCUCAGGGCCGCCCCUUCCCCGCCGUCGCCGGCGGCUCCCGGUGGGCGGGGGCCGCGCCAUGGUGGCGGUGCGCUGCUGGCCGCUCUGGCUGCCGGCCUUGGCGCUGGCGUGGGGCCGUGCUGGGAUGGCGGCUACCUCCUUCCCCACCGCCACUCCGCCGGUGCCGGUACAGGCAUGUUCAAAAUUUUCCCAUCGAUCUUGUGAAGAAUGCCUGAAAAACGUUUCGUGCCUUUGGUGUUACACCAACAACACCUGUAUUGAUUAUCCUGUAAGAAGCAUUCUUCCAUCAUCUUCAUUAUGUUCACUCUCAAAUGCUCGAUGGGGAGUUUGCUGGAUAAACUUUGAGGCUUUGAUUAUUGCCAUGGCUGUAAUAGCUGGGCUCAUUCUGGUGUCCAUAGCGGUCUGUUGCUGUUACUGCUGUUACUGCAGAAAGUGUUCUAAGAGACAAGAUGACGAAGAGGAGCAGUUAGCUAGAAAGAGAGAGGAACGAAGACUACAGUCUCUUCAGAGGAAACAUGAAAGAAAACAGAAGCAUGAUGAAAUACGUAAGAAGUAUGGUCUUCUCCAGGACUCUGAUAAUCCAUACAGCAGAUUUGAGAAUGAGUAAAGCUGAGCACAUUCCAUUAAGCAUAUAGCUCCAGAACACAGGAGGAUUCUUGUUUUCAUUUGCCCUUUGAUAUCUCUUUUUCCAAAGAUUGUUCUCCUUUUGCCUCCCCCGCUCCCAGUUUUAAAACUAGGCGUGGAUGAGAACUGCACGAAAUACGUAUCUCUUUUACCUAUAUAGAAUGAUUUUUUUAUAAAUGCUUUUGUUUGUUGAAAUGUUUGCUGCUUAUAUUGACGUUUGUGUAAAACAUCACCUUUCUUCCUGUUUUUUUUGUUACCUUAUUUAGAUGGUUUACAGUCAUGAUCAUGUAUUUGAAUUCAGUCUUAACUGCCACUUAAGCAGUUGUUCCUGUGUUCCUAAAUAAAGAUUUUUUUCCUUACUGUAUCUGUUGUAUAAAAAUAAAAGGCAACAAGGAAGCAUAGCUUCACACAGCAGAAAUAGCUCAUGUUGGUACUGAGGAGAAACUACAACAGGCACAAUCUCAUGUGUUAUAGAAUGAGAAGUUUUUUUUUUUUUUCCCCUCUGGAAAAAGAGGAAAGACUAAUGUGUAAGGGUUGAGUGAGGGGAGCGUCUAUGUGUUUGAGUAAUUAAAUGCAGUAACGGAAAUGUUAAUGUAUACUUUUGGCUAUAUUACUGAUUUUGAAAAAGAAAUUACGUGGCAAGCAACUUUGGCAAGAUUUACAUGUGGUAAAGUGUACCAAAACUGAUGAUCGACUAGAGGAACAUUCAUCUAACUUUAACUUUGUGAACACUUUCUUUUGUAAUCUUUAUGUUUAAAAAGUAAAAAUCAAACGUUGCCAACCUUCUGCAGUUUGUAAUAGGGUAAGUGGGGUGGGUUGACCUCAGCCAGCAACUAACACCACCCAGGCACUUGCUCGCUUAAAGCGAAGGGGGGAGGAAAAUAGCAGCAAAAGUGAGAAAACCCUUAUGUCAAGAUCAAGAUGGUUUAGUAAGUGAAGGAGAGGGGAGGAGGAAGGGAAAGGAGGGAAAAGGCAAAACCAAGUGCUGUGCUCACCACCUCCCUGAAGCAGACCUCUGCCCAGCCAGUUUCUGUGCACUGACUAGCUCCCACCAAAACACCCUCUUCCAUUUUUAUUGCUGAGUAUAAUGUUGGAUGUCAUGGUAAAUCCCUUUGGUCAGGUCGGGUCAGCUGUCCCAGCUGUGUUUUCUCCCAGCUUCUUGCACAGCCCCAGCCUAUUUCCUGGAGGGGGCAGAAUGAAAACCUUGACAUUAUGCAAGCACCACUCAGCAAAGGCCAAAGAACUGGUGUGUUAGCAACUCAUUUUAGCCACAAAUACAAAGCACGGCACCAUGCAGGCCAUACUGUGGAGAAUGUUAAAUGCAUUCCAGCCAGUCCUGUAUAGUAAGAAAGUAUUUGCUUUUUAACCUUUUAUUAUUUUCCAUAAUGUGAUUUAUUUCCUCUCUCUUUUACUAGAGGUGUUUCAUUGAGCAUUUUUACUAGCUUACCAGUAUAAUGCAAGAAGCAAGGAUCUCGUACAGUUUAAAUAACCUCUCUGUGUAUUAUCCAUUAAAUAAAUGUACAGUAUAGAAUAUAUUCAUGUUAUUUUUAUCAAUGUUCUUAAAAAUAAAUCCUUUAACAUCCUUAA
This is a messenger RNA of Oxyura jamaicensis (ruddy duck), 2445 nucleotides long. Its product is annotated as pituitary tumor-transforming gene 1 protein-interacting protein-like. Gene Ontology annotation, cellular component: cytoplasm; nucleus. Lineage: Eukaryota; Metazoa; Chordata; Aves; Anseriformes; Anatidae. The record is from RefSeq and is a predicted model, not a curated record. The transcript has 7 exons. The coding region runs from base 293 to 841 and encodes 182 amino acids. Gene Ontology annotation, biological process: protein import into nucleus.